This is a messenger RNA of Polypterus senegalus (gray bichir), 1128 nucleotides long. Its product is annotated as actin, cytoplasmic 2-like. Lineage: Eukaryota; Metazoa; Chordata; Cladistia; Polypteriformes; Polypteridae. The record is from RefSeq and is a predicted model, not a curated record. Bases 1 to 1128 code for a protein of 375 amino acids. The transcript has a single exon.
AUGGAAGAUCAAAUUACCUCCUUAAUUAUUGACAAUGGUUCUGGUAUGUGUAAAGCAGGAUUUGCUGGUGAUGAUGCUCCUCGAGCUGCCUUCCCUUCUAUUGUUGGUCGCCCAAAACAUCAGGGCAUCAUGGUUGGCAUGGGCCAAAAAGACAGCUAUGUUGGAGAAGAGGCUCAGUGUAAGAGAGGUAUACUGACCCUGAAAUAUCCAAUUGUGCAUGGCAUUGUUACCAAUUGGGAUGACAUGGAGAAAAUCUGGCAUCACACCUUUCAUAAUGAGCUGCGUGUUUCCCCCGAAGAGCACCCCGUCCUUCUUACAGAAGCUCCACUGAACCCCAAAGCCAACAGAGAAAAGAUGACACAGAUCAUGUUUGAAACCUUCAACACCCCAGCCAUGUAUGUUGCUAUUCAGGCUGUGCUCUCUCUCUAUGCCUCUGGCCGUACCACUGGUAUUGUCAUGGACUCUGGUGAUGGUAUCACCCACACAGUUCCAAUCUUUGAAGGUUAUUCCCUACCUCAUGCCAUUGUUCGUUUGUGCUUGGCAGGCUGUGAUUUGACUGAUUACCUCAUGAAGAUUUUAACUGAGAGAGGCUAUAGCUUUACCACCUCAGCUGAAAGAGAAAUUGUUCGUGAUAUUAAAGAGAAGCUCUGCUAUGUUGCACUCGAUUUUCAUCAAGAGAUGACUACUGCUGCCUCUGCACCUACUCAAGAGAAGACCUAUGAGCUGCCCGAUGGCCAGAUUAUCACCAUUGUAAAUGAGAGGUUCAGAUGCCCUGAAGCUCUCUUCCAGCCCUCCUUGCUGGGGAUGGAAUCAUGUGGUAUACAUGAGACUACUUUCAGCUCCAUCAUGAAAUGCGAUAUUGAUAUCCGGAGGGAUCUUUACUCAAAUAUUGUUUUGUCAGGUGGCACUACAAUGUAUCCAGGUAUUUCAGAAAGAAUGCACAAAGAUAUCACAGCCCUGGCACCAAGCUCAAUAAAAGUAAAGAUUAUUGCCCCUCCAGAGCGUAAAUAUUCAGUCUGGAUUGGAGGCUCCAUCCUGGCCUCUCUGACUACCUUCCAGCGGAUGUGGAUCACCAAGCAUGAGUAUAAUGAAUGUGGCCCAUCUAUUGUCCAUCACAAAUGUUUCUAA